UCCGGGUCGUAGUCAUUCUGAGCCCGCAUCUGGGUGACUCCUGGGCGGCCGAGCGGCUGUCCGCUCCCCUCCCCCUUCUGCGGUCCUGCGCGCUUUUUUUUUUUUUGGUUUCCCCCUCCCUGCCCCCUCUCGAGUCCGCUUCCGGCCUUCUGCCCCUGGUCGCCUGGGCUCGCCUCGCCGUCGCCUGCCGCUGUCGUCGGGAGGAAAGAUGAAUGGGAGGGCUGAUUUUCAAGAGCCGAAAGCAGAAGUUCCAAGACCAAUUCCCUACAUAGGGGCUGAUUACAUUCCAACAGAGGAAGAAAGAAGAGUCUUCGCAGAGUGCAAUGAUGAAAGCUUUUGGUUCAGAUCUGUGCCUUUGGCUGCAACAAGUAUGUUGAUUACUCAAGGAUUAAUUAGUAAAGGAAUACUUUCAAGUCAUCCCAAAUAUGGUUCCAUCCCUAAACUUAUAUUUGCUUGUAUCAUGGGAUACUUUGCUGGAAAGCUUUCGUACGUGAAAACUUGCCAAGAGAAGUUCAAGAAUCUUGAAAAUUCCCCUCUUGGAGAAGCUUUACGAUCAGGACAAGCACGGCGAUCUUCACCAACUGGGCAUUAUUCCCGAAAGUCAAAAUACGACUCAAAUGUGAGUGGUCAGUCAUCUCUCGUGACAUCCCCAGCAGCAGACAACGUCGAAAGAGAGAUGCUUCCUCGUUAUGAGCCCGUUCCCUUCAGUGCGUCUAUGAAUGAGUCCACUCCCACUGGUAUUACUGACCAUAUUGCCCAAGGACCUGAUCCCAACCUUGAAGAAAGUCCUAAAAGAAAGAGUAUUACAUAUGAGGAAUUAAGGAAUAAGAACAGAGAGUCAUAUGAAGUAACUUUAACACAAAAGACUGACCCCUCAGUCAGGCCUAUGCAGGAAAAAGUGCCAAAAAAAGAAGUCAAAGUAAACAAAUAUGGAGAUACUUGGGAUGAGUGAAAAAUUACACCAGUGGACCUACUGGAGGAGUUUCAGUAUCCAGCUUCAUCUAGGUGGUCACGAAUACCUGCAUGCUUUGAGUCAGCAGUCUUCAUAAACACAUUUAAAAUAAGAUCCUGGGUUUUGUGCUUUGACUUAUUAUGAUGUUUUUAAAAACAGAUUUAGUGUUACUAUUGUGUAAAUGUACUCACCUUGGGAACUAUAUAAAUGAUGGAUGAUACCAUGAUUUAUACAGUUUGUGAAAUCAUUUUAAGUUACAGGUCAGAGAUACUCUUGUAACUAUUAAGAGAUUGUAAUGCUCUGGAAUCAGCAUAUGUGAAAAUAUUCUCUGCAUGUUGAAUUGGGAUGGGUGGGGGGAACAAGCAUAAUUUUAAGUGUUAAGCUUUACAUCAAAAAAGUAUUUAAAAGCCUUUCUUCAUAUUUGCUGUAUUGACGUUUAUGACAAAUAAAAUGUAAAGGAACACGCAA
Microcebus murinus (gray mouse lemur) is the source of this 1420-nucleotide messenger RNA. RefSeq names its product OCIA domain containing 1 (gene OCIAD1). The record is from RefSeq and is a predicted model, not a curated record. Gene Ontology annotation, cellular component: endosome. Lineage: Eukaryota; Metazoa; Chordata; Mammalia; Primates; Cheirogaleidae.